GUGAUCGCUAGCUGGAGCUUAAAUUUGUCUCCCUGUUAUUCUAUAUUUAAAUGUGGCUAGAAGUGGAGGUUAUUAUUAUAUUAUUCAAAAUACUGAAAAUUUAUAUAGCAAAGUAAUUUCAAAUUUGAAUUGUUAUCAUAAUAAAUGGAUGUUAGUACUGAACGAAUAUUCCCAAUGAAUGUUGCCAAGGAACAGGUAGUCCAGUAACGGUUAUUUUUUAACGCGUCUGGUUACUGACAGUGGUUAGUGACAGUAUGGUGACAGUUUUGUACGUAAACGGGGGUUGAGGAUAGAUUAGUUGUGAAUUAUUUGUUCGAUUUUGACACGGCCAUUGUGCUUAGGUGAUUAUUUUUUUUUUGAAUAAUUAUCUUUUAAUAGUACUAGCAAAUUGAUGGUGACAGUUUCAUGACAAUUUAGAAGAUGUCGUCCCCCAGUGCUGGUAAAAGACGUAUGGACACUGAUGUUAUCAAACUCAUUGAGAGUAAACAUGAGGUAACUAUCCUUGGUGGACUUAAUGAAUUUUGCGUGAAAUUUUAUGGUCCUAGAGGAACUCCUUAUGAAGGAGGUGUUUGGAAGGUAAGGGUACAUUUACCUGAUCACUACCCCUUUAAAUCACCAAGCAUUGGUUUUAUGAAUAGAGUUUAUCACCCAAACAUAGAUGAAGUUUCUGGUACAGUCUGCCUGGAUGUUAUAAAUCAAGCAUGGACAGCUUUAUAUGAUCUAUCAAAUAUAUUCGAAUCAUUUCUUCCACAACUAUUAACAUACCCAAACCCAAUAGAUCCUUUAAAUGGAGAUGCAGCUGCCAUGUACCUUCACAAACCAGAAGAAUAUAAGAGGAAAGUUUCUGAAUACGUAAGAAAAUACGCCACAGAAGAAGCUUUGCGGGGCCAAGAGAACGUUAGUUCAGAAAGCGAAUCAAGUAUGUCAGACUUUUCUGAGAAUGAAGCUGAGGAUAUGGAGUUAUAACGCAGGCUCUCUCUCAUUUUCAAUAAAAGCUCGCUCAAUUCAACUUCCUCUUAUUUAGGUGACAAUGACGAUUCAAAAUAUGUGAUGUGCUUAAAAAGUUAUUUAUAUAAUCUUGGUUGCUUUACGUUUUCAUAGUUUAUUUUAUUCAGAGGCGAGGCCUUCGUCAAAUUUUCUCAGGUUAGAGUUUAUCUAUUAUUCUCACAUAUUGUUCAGUCAUUUGCUGUAUACAGACAUCUUUAAAAUAUGAAUUGAGAAGAUAAUCAUAUCAUAAUCUUAUUAAAGGAGACUAUUUUUUUAAUUUGAAUUCAAAUAUCUGUAUACAUGUGGUAAUUUAUAAGAAUGAAAUAGAAUAACAAAACAAAAAUGGUUAUUCGACAUAUUUAUAUUCCAGAAAUGUGAUGUUUUUAACAAUUACCUCAUUAAAAAAUAACUAAAAAACUCUUGAACGGUUAUGUCACUGAGUUUAGAGUCCCAGUGCUAAUCAAGUUUUAGUAGCAGUCAUAUAUUCAAUAUGUUUAUCCAAUUAUGUUUCAAGAAAUUUCAUGUAUCAUAUUUGGUGUGAUAGAAGUUUACAUUUUAAUAAACAGGUGUCUACUUCAAAAUUAUGUCAUUAAUUAUUAAAUACAUUAUUAGUUUCACAUUGUCAUGAUAAUAUAUGCAAUGAAAAUUAGAACUCUUCUCACAAUGACAAAGUUAUUUGGAAAGUAAACUCGAAUUUGCUUGUAUAUACUUAAAAUUAAUUAAAUAUAGAUAUACUAUAACAUUGUUGUUGUAUAACGUAAUAUUACUACAUUGUUCAUUUUUUAAAGUUACAUUCAGUCAUUUACAGAACGACAUUAGUCACACAACGUGAAUUGUUUUUUUUUUUGGUUUUUCCGAAAAAUGUAAUAGAACAAAUGAUAGUAAUGAUAUUAUUAUUCAAAAAUAGUUAACAAUUAGAAAUAUUAUGGAAUUAAUAAGAAUUGAAAAAACAAUUAUAACGAUAUCUCAAUGAUUAUUUCAAAAGUUCAUCUCAAGAAUCAUAUAACUAUAACUUCAUUUAUAUACUUAUCAUCAACAGUCAUUUGCCUUGACAUAAUAAAAUUUUUCAUAAUCAGGCAAUAAUGUACUUUCAACUGAUGAAAAAUGCAAUGUUAUUCUUACUAGUGUAAUCAUGAUGAAUAAUCAAUAUGCAUAUUGAUAAUAUACAAGAUGUUUCAGAAUUGUGUAAAUUAAUUCCUAGAGUAUAUUCGAAAAUAAGGAUACAAAUUAAUUGAAAACGAAUAAUAUGAACUCAAUUUACUCUCUUGAAGGGUUGUAUCUCCCUUUAUAUUAUUGUAUAUUAAAAAGUGUCUUUACACCAUGAGCGUUAAUAGAUACACAAAAAGUUUGAUAGGAAAGGUACCAUUGAAAAUGUAUUCUAAUUUUAACCAGACAUAGUGACCCAUUUCUUUAUACAUUAAAAACAGAAACCCCAGUCACAUGAAGAAAAUUCUUUAAAAUAAAAUGCAAUAAGAUUAAAUUUCAUAAACAUUUGUCAGCAUUUAUAUUAUUAUAAAUAAGAUUGUUAUAAAUAACUUUUAAGAAUGAAUAAAUUUUUAAAAAUAAUUUUCGAGUACCGAAAAAUAUAAUUCCCCCACAUAUUUUAAUGCUUUUUUAUACCCUGUUAACUCACUACUAUAUACACAAAUACUUUUUAUUGUGAAAAUUAUCAUAAAACAUGAAACAUAAAAUAUGGAAAAGUUAAUGAAGGGAAAUAUAAAUUUAAUUUAAUAAUUAAUAUUUUAUUUAAUUACGAUGUUGAAAAUAUCGAAAUAUCGUUAAUUUAGAUACAUCACACUAGUGGUACUGCACAAUCUUGAUAUAACCGUAUUUCACUAAAAUUAUUACAAGCAACUUUCCUAAUUACAGAGAUGAUUCGAUCUUGUAGGGUUUCUAAAUAUGUUUUGCAAUCAAGUAUUAAAAUAUCAACGUUUUCCCAUUACUAGUUACGGUCAAUGGUCAACUGCUUUUAUGGCGACUUGACGUACUUGCAUCAUUUUGCAUUUGUGUCCUUGAUACAUGCAACUUCUUGAUAAAAACAUAUAUAUCCAAAUUAUUUAGGCCAAAUACUAAUUCAAAUUAAAAACUUCAUUAUUUCGAAAGUUAUUGCAUUAAGUGUACACCUUGCCAUUGAUAAUUUGACAGCUUUAAUGAAAAGCAGACUAGAGACAGAAAUAGUCCGCGAGCCAGCGACCUUUUGAGAGUGGUCAUUUCACCAGGGCUGAAAUUUUUUUUAAUCCUUAUUCGGUGUCACUAGUAAGUGAAUGGACCUCCAGAUGCCUAAUACCGGGUGUUGUAUCUGCGGCAGCCUCCCACACAUGUAAAAUAAUAAUUAAACAAAAUUAAUACCGCAAAAGCUGAAACUUUGUUAACAUUUACAUCAUGUUAUAAAAUAAAGAAAAAACGUAUCCAGCCGAAUGUAGAGUGGGGGAUUAUGCCCCAGCUUUCCACGUAAAGAAGUGAUAAAUGCGCACUGAGUAAACUGAUACCGCAAAAGCUGAAAUUUGAUAAAUAUAUAGUUAAGUUAAUAAUUUAAAAGAAAAAAACAUCCAACUUAAUAUUUAGUGGGGGAAAAGUGUCCAGCCGAUGCAGUCAAAGACGCUGCGCAUCGGUAUGCGCUUGGGCGCAUUGCAUCUUUGAAUGCGUCAACUGGACACUUUCCCCCCACUAAAUAGAAAGCUAGAUAUUUUUUUCUAUUAACUUAUUUACUUAACUGUCAUAUUUCAGUUCUUAUGGUAUAAGAUAUCUAUACUUUUCUCAUUAAACACAGCGCGCCCAUGUAGUUAUUAUACUGUCUCACAAGUUUUUGAAUUUAAAGGCUAUUAGUAAAUAUUUACACAUUUGAAUAUACAUAAUAAACCGUAUAACACAUAACAUAAACGGGAAAUAUGUAGACAUCAAAAUAAGAAAAUUAAAAAAAAUAAUUUUAAUUAUUUGAACUUUUUACUAUUAAUUAUUAUUUGAACGUUUUACUAUUAAUUAUUUGAAUUUUUUUCGUAUUUAUUUACAAAACUAUAUUCUAAAAAUAAACAAACAUAUCAUGCUAUUACGCAUAAAAUAAUAUACGAAUUUAUAAGAAUUCGCCAUCUUCGGAUUCAGUUCCAUCGGACUUGUCGCUUUCAUUAUCCAUGCAAUUGAUGUCGACUCUUGAAAUAUCUUCGUCAUCAUCUGCAAACAUAUAUAAUAAUAUAUUUCAAGGCAUAAAUAAUAAUUGGAUAAAAAUGUGAGUAAUAUAUCAAUAUUAUUCUAACCUGCAGUACUUUGUUGACCAUCAUUACUGGCUGUGAUACAUUUGAAAACUGUUGGUAUUUUUCGGCAAAACAACGUUAGAGAAAGCCAAACCAGCUUCUUUUCGAAUUUUUUAAAUAUCUGUACACUUCUUUAAUUUAUUCGCAUCAAACAGAAUUAAUUUUCCGCUCUUUUUGGAGCAAAAUACACAGAAGGGAUGUACGUUCGACAUUGUCGCAGCUCCACUCGGUAGAAGUUUAACGGUCGCACUGGAUAGCUUGGCGUUACUCUGGCAAAUUUGGAGUAAACAGAUGCUACAUUUGAGUAGGAAAGAGGACCGGACCGGUUAGCAGCUGCUCUGUUGUACGCAUUUGAUGCCGGGCUGUUAAAGUGGGGAGAAGGCCGAAAUUUCUGCUGACUGCUGUGCUAGAAAUUUAUAGACUAUUUGCACUUUUAUGUAAAUAUUUACUUUUCUUAUUUUGAUGUCUACAUAUUUCCCGUUGCCGCAGAUACAACACCCGGAAGUGCCCGAGCUGGAGGUCCAUUUGUUUAAUAGUGAUACCAAAUAAAGCUUAGGACAAGUUUUCAGCUUUUGUGGUUUUGGUCAUCAAAAACGAUCGCUGGCUCCCGGACUAAAAGUAAUGGUAUCAAUUGUUUUGCUCUUGAAUGACAGAUGAACUUUGGCCCUAAUUUAAAAAAAAGUAAGUGAAUUCUAUGACAAAAUUUAUGAUUAAAGUCUUGAGGCAACUUCAUAUACCGUUAACAGGUUCUUUUACCUUAAUGAUAGAUGUUCUCCCUACCUUUUCGAAUGAAUAUAAACUUGAUAUUUUGAAAACGUAGACCUCUAGGAGAAUUCUUAAAGAAAACUUGAUUAUUCAGAAAUUCUCUUUUCAUAUAGGUAUAACAAUUGUUGGGGACAUCACAGAAUGAUAAAUGAUAGGAAAGUAAAAUAUGGAACUCGUUAAAAGUAGAAAAUUUUGAACUGCAGCCGCCGUGGUUAAUACGACGGUAUGUAGAAGAGAGAGAGGAAAGUAUUUUUUCUCAUAUAUUAAAGGCAGAUCAAUCGGUAGCUGUGAGUUUAUGAUUUUUCCCUCACUUCUUAUGAACCACAUAUUUUCAACUGUAUUAAUUUGUAUAAUAUGUAGUUAAUACUAUGUGUUUAUCAAGAUUUUUGUCAAAAAUUAUUUUAAAUGAAUAACUUUCCAUAUAAUAAUGCCGAAAAAAUUACAGUUAUCAGAUAUUUCAAUUCAGAGAAUUAUAAUAAAAAAGACAUUUGGAACAGAAUUGUAUUUAGAAUAUGUCAGCAUUUUUAUUGUUUCAUAAAUUCUUUAGACAGGAAAACUUUGAUUAACCAAACUUUUUCCAUAAAAAUUAAGCUGAGAUAAUUUAUCUACUAAAUAAAGUUAAAUUAUCAUAAAAGGUACAAAACUUUUUAAAGAUAUAACAAUUCUUCCUAUGUUCCGGUUAUUUUAUUAAAUAAUAUAAAGCAAUUCUUUUUUCCCCAUUUCAAAUUGAUUCCUGGUCCUGUUUUAUCAAUAUUUUCAUAAAUUGCAAUUCAAUGAAUUUCCUCCCUACUUUUUCAUUUUUUAGUUAUCUCUAUAUUAUAGCUUAACCUGGUAAUAAUUAAUUUUGUUUUAAUCAUUUUCAUCAGUUUCAUUUAAUCAUAUCAGUUUUUAUUCAUGCUAUUCCAUAUAUACCUUCAUUAGUACCAGCAUAAAGGUGUUAUCAGAAUAUGAAUAAAAUUUACUAAAAUAAUUUUUUUGGACUAUAUAAGAAUCAAAAUUACUUUUUUAAAUACAAAUUAUUUUAAUUAAAAGUUAAUAUGAAAUUUCUGUGAGGACACUAAAAAUCCUUGUAUACCUAAUUAUUAUUUUAAAUUUUGAAAAAUAGAUUGACAGAGCAAAAACAUUUAUAAACUUUAUGUUGAAUGUAGACUAUUUUGAAUUAAAAUUAAGUUCUUAUAAGUUGCAUGCUUAUUCAAAAAUACGAAAAACUGAGAAAGGAAAUAAAUACAUGAGCUUGUGUUUGUAACAUGCAACCUCUGUGGCCAUAGAUUUGUAAAAUACUAUUAUUUAAGUCAUUUUUGUGAUUAACAUAAUUGUAGCCUGAAACUGAUAAAAAAUCGAUUGAUUGUUGCUUCCUAAUGCAUCUAAGUAUUUCUAAUAUGUCUAAAUGCAAUAAUGUGUGCCUCCAGUGCAACAUACUGUUAACAGUAUCAUUUUAUUUCAAGGAGUAACAAAAUUUAUUGACAAUCUGAAACUUCUAAAUGUUAUCAUAAAUCUAAUAUGAAAGCUACAUAAGAUACAUCAUUACUAGUUCAAUAAAUUUCGUAACUUAUGCUAUCUUUAAUCGUGUCCCAAUUCCAAAAUCUAUCUGUUUAGUUUUGAAGUCAUAAAUUUGAAAAAAUUAAACAAAAAAAGUAUCUAAUUAUUCUAAGUAACUAAUAUAGAAGCAAUUUACUAAGUGUAAGUAAACACCAAGCAUAAAUGUAUUCUGCAUAGUUUUCUGUCUUGUGUAUGAUCGUCUAUUAAUAGGCCAAGCAUGUUAUAAAGUGAAUCCAAUACUAAUUAUUGAGUGGAUCGUGAAUUAAAAAUUGCUGUAAUUAGAAAAAUGUUAUAGAACUCUCAAUACUUUUUUGGCUCUAAAUACAAACGGAGAACAACCAUAACGUUCUACAAAGAUAUCCAUAAAUAAAAGAAUUGUGUUUAAAAAAAUUUGUAGUUAGAGCAUAACAAAACUUUAUUUAAAAGAACAAUCUGAACUUUUUAAAUAUUUUAAAAAGGUUUAAUUUCCAGUUAAUAUUGAUAAAUUGUUGAUUGCUGUCGUGUUCAUUGGUGUUUUUGUAUAGAACGACAUGUAUCUGAAGUUAAUUAAUUUAUUGAAGAACAAUAUUUUUGUGAUAAACAUUUUCUUCAUUUGUAUGAAAUGUUUCGAAACACAUUUUCUUUAUAUGUCCAAUAUACAAACAUUCAUUUUAAUAUAUCAAAAAAAACUUUAUACUAUAUUAUUUUUUAGUGGCCAAUUAAUGUGAUAGGCAAAUUUGGAUUCAUUCUUUAUAUUUUCUUAAUUGGUAUAUGAAUUAAUUUAUACAUGAAAGGGAAAUUCACUCAUUACUGCCAAUACUAAUGACAACCUGAACAUAUUGCUUGGUACAAUUAGUUUUAUGUAUAUUAUACAGUUGCCUUACUGAGCGAGUUUAAAUAAAUUUAUUUUUAGUUUAAUUGGAAAAUGAUCGCCACUAUAUGCUGUAAAUCUUACAAAAGUUUUUUAAUUGUACCUUUAGGUUGCCUUACCAAAAAUAAAAAUCUAGAAUAUCUUUAAACGCUUGAAACAAAACACAUACCAAAGAUGUUUCACACUUAUUAUUAAUAAUUUCAGUAUAUCUAUUGAUAGUAUAUUGACUCUCUUAACUUCACAAUCUUCUUUCCCUGCAUUAUUGAAUCAUUACUUAUCCCUCUAUUGAUAGAUUUUUUGAAAAGUUAACAUCGUAAUUUAUGAUGUUUCAUUUAAACAAUCUUCACCGUAUCCCUGGAAUAUAAAAUCUUUAAAUUGUCUCCCAAAUAAUAAUAUUUGAGUGCUUUCUACUAUAACUCUCAUGUGAUGUAGAUACUCCUCAAUCUCUUCUAUCUUACUCUCAUUACUUGUAUACAAAAAUUAUGAAAUGUGUUUCAUCAGAAAAGUGUCCAUGACUAUGAAAAAUAAAAUAUGCUAAAUCUUUUGUUAUAGUAUAAAUUUAGAGGAUCAUUUAAUAAACUUUUGUAAGGUAUUAAGCGACAAUGAGUUGUAAUCUUAGAUUUUUAGUGCAAUAGAUUUAUAAAUUAUAGAAUUUUUUAUAAAAAUUGAUACUUCAUUUUGUUAACUGAGGUUUCAUUUACUUAGAUACUGUACAUAUAUUAAUAUUUAUAAUUAUUUACAUAUACCGUCGUCAAAACUUUAAGAUGUAUUUUUUUUAGAGUAAUACGUGUACUAAGAAUUUUUUCAUAUUUUAGUGUCGUAUAGUAGAUGUAAGUGCGUUUCUCAUCUUCGGACAGUUUAUAAACGUGUCUUACUAGUUAUCUAAGUUAUGAAAAUUAACCUGCUGCACAAUAACAUUAACAGUUUUUAAAAAAUGUGCUAACCAUUUUUACGUUUGUUCGACUUAAUCUAUUCCAAGAAUUUAAUUGCAAAUCUUUGCAAAACACCAAAAAAUUAGUAGUUGUCUAAACCACAAUUAUACCUAUCCUUAUCUUUUCCAAACCCAGUUUAACCAAAUUUUGAAUUCUUCUAGUCGAAAAUUUCACAGCCGCUCUUAGAGAUACAUAACGAAUCCAUAAAUUAAUAUAUAUAAUUUUAAGGAUCUUCACAUUUUUUUACUUUUCUAGAAUAUUUUCAUCAGAUAUUGAACAAACAUAUAUCACAGCUAUAAGCCCGUCUGCUAUAAGAAUUGAAUACUGUUUUACUGUAGCUAGUUCUAAUUAAAUUUGUAUCCUUCAAUUACUAUUAUCAAAAAAGAAAUCUUACAAUGACAUUUAAGGUAUCUAACCUUGUUGUAGUUGUAGUUGAGUAGUGACUCAUUGGCCAAGUUUUUAUACUCCUUAAGUAUUUUAUAGGCCAAAAUAAGUCAUAUUUGGCAGUGAUUUUUUUUGCUUCUACCCCUUAGUUAACUUGUUAACCCCUGGCUUAUUGCCAAGCAUAAUUAUCUAACAGUAUAUCUGGAUGUCUUCUUUUAUAUUAAAUUUCCUAAUCAAAAUUAUGUAAUAAAAAAGGGACUGAUUAAUUUCCAACUGAAAUUUGUAUAAUUUUAUAUAAUGUGUACUGAAACACAAUAUCAAAAUUUCUUGGAUAGGUAUGGUUUUUAGUUGUAAAAUUGGUUGAUAUAAUUUUCGUAAAACUGAAUGUUAAGAAUAUUUAUGGUAAAAAAAUAAUGAGAAUUAAUAAUAUUCAUUGACCAUUUUCAAAUACAUCACGGUUUCUAUUUUUAAUGAAUAAUGAACUUUUAAAUGUAGAUCAUUUGGUAGCGUUCAACAAUAAUAAAGAACUACAUUUA
This is a messenger RNA of Diorhabda sublineata, 9241 nucleotides long. It is a transcript of the gene UbcE2H, whose product is annotated as ubiquitin-conjugating enzyme E2 H. The transcript is spliced from 5 exons. Gene Ontology annotation, cellular component: nucleus. Gene Ontology annotation, molecular function: ubiquitin conjugating enzyme activity. The record is from RefSeq and is a predicted model, not a curated record. Lineage: Eukaryota; Metazoa; Arthropoda; Insecta; Coleoptera; Chrysomelidae. Gene Ontology annotation, biological process: protein polyubiquitination; ubiquitin-dependent protein catabolic process. Bases 421 to 966 code for a protein of 181 amino acids.